UUCAAGUUAUGAAAACAAACACACAACUGGAUGACACACAAUGACGAAUGGAUCCACAUGUACGUCCACAUUCUCAUGACACAAGCAUGAGAUAUGGGCAUCUUAAGACUGAUAGCCAGAAUCAUGGGUAGGAUCAGCACCUUCAGGUCGUAUCAGUUCGUGCUGCUCCUGGCUGCCGCGCUGGCCGUCGUUGCUUUUUACUACUUUGGCUCAGAGAGACAGAACUUCUCUAGCACCACAAAGAGGAUCAAGCAGAGCCAGGCCAGUCACAACACCAACAGAAAUGAUGCAGACCUGACUGUGGACACCAGGCUCCCGCACCCAGCUGGAUCUGAGGAGCAAGGAGGGGUAGAGCACGACUUAGGGGGAGAGAGCGAGGGGUUUAUGUCGAGGAGAGGGGACAGUGGAGCUGUUGACCAACACUAUCACGCACUCAUGAUGUUCACCAAGGUGGACAAGAGCCGCAGCCUGCAGGACAAAUUCAGGGUGGCCAUGCUGUCUAUGGUUAAGCUGGCACGCUUCAUGGAAGGAGAGGUGUUGGUCCUUCAUUUUGUGAGUGACCCGGCCAGCAGAGAUCUGGGAGAAAAGAUGCUGCAAGAACUUCUCCUUGAUGCAACAUUUAAGUAUGAGGUGCUGUUCCAUGAUGUGGAGGCUCUCACACAGAAACUGUUCCCCAUCGUGGAGGCCAUGCAGAAGCACUUCAGCUCCGGCUCUGGCGCUUAUUACAGCGACGCCAUCUUCUUUCUGUCUGUUGCCAUGCAUCACAUCAUGCCAGAAAGUCUGACGCGCAUUCUGCAGCUUGACCUGGACCUGAAGUACAGGACCAACAUCAGGGACCUUUUCCAAGAAUUUGACCUUUUCCCUCCAGGAGCAGUGAUAGGCAUUACCAGAGAGAUGCAGCCUGUCUACAGACAUACCUUCUGGCAGUAUCGUAAGGAGAAUCCUGAGAGUAAGGUAGGUGAGCCUCCUCCAGAUGGACUCCCAGGCUUCAACAGUGGUGUGAUGUUAUUGGACUUAGGAGCUAUGAGGGCGUCAGCUCUCUACAACCAGCUGCUGGAGCCGAGCAAUGUGGCCAAACUGGCAGACCAGUACCGAUUCAGGGGCCACCUGGGUGACCAGGACUUCUUUACCAUGAUCGGCAUGGAGCACCCUGAACUGUUUUAUUCCCUGGCCUGUGGAUGGAACCGGCAGCUGUGCACUUGGUGGAGGGACCAUGGAUACGGAGAGGUGUUUCAGUUGUAUUAUCGUUGUAGUGGACCAGUCUACAUCUAUCACGGGAACUGUAACUCCCCAAUACCAGAUGACUGAAGUAGAGGACUGGACUGAUGCUGGAAAUUAAAAAGGAGUGUUUGAAUUCUACAUUUUAGUAAAAGGGAGAGUUCUGCUAUUUGGAACGGGGGAUUCUGACAUUUAUGGCAGUUUCUUUUUUCUUUCUUUUACAUACUCAGCCCCCUGCUGGUCAAGGGGCUUUUGAAAGUCCCACCUGCACAACAGUGCUACAAAUAUGAUGCUGAAAUUUUCCGAUAAGACCAAAAAAAAUAAAAAUCCUACCGUAUAACAAAGCAAAAAGGUGUAAUAAUAGGAGAGUUUUCUCUCAGGUACAGAGUUGAGAAACAGAUUAAUGAAAUCAAAGGUUUGGUAGUAGAGAUGUGGUGAUUAUCUACCUGUUAGUAUACUGCAUUAGUAAUGUUCUCUUGCUUGCUGGUGUUUGAUUGGCGAUUGCAGCACCUUCUUAGAUGACAGUACAUUGUAAAAGAAUUUAAACCUUUUUGCAUUUGCCCUUUUGAGUGCAGGGAAGGGCUAAUGUCAGAAUGAAUGCAGUCGAUUGCAUCACAAAAAGUAAAUCGUAAAUGAAUGUGAAAUAGCUUUUAGUCAAUAAUUUAAAUAAAAACUAAAAAUUGUUUGGAGGAGAAACCGUCAUCUAUUUCCCAUUUAUUUGGCUAACACAUUUUUUAAACAGUUAUUUGGUCAGGAAAUGUGUUAUUUGGCAAAUGUCCGGACACAAAAAUUGUCUCAAAACUGUUUUUCACUUCCUCUAUUCACUCUGACCACCACAGUGGCCGAACUGCACCUUGCGGCACCUCAUACCCCUUCAAAACCGCAGCAGGUUAGGGCUAGUCUUGGGUUAUUAGCUGCCAGCCUGUGAGGCUUCAGACUUGGUGGCAACCUGCGGUGUUUGAAAAAGAGGCCAAUGCCGGAGUGCAAAAAAUUGCAGUUCAACGAGUGUCCGCUUGAGUCUGGCUCCCUGGAAGGCACAUACACACCCUAUUUAAAAAAUGCCUGUUUUUACAGCAGAAAUUAACAUGUUUACAGCCUGGUACAAAAUCGGUACUAGAUACCUGGUGUCCUCAUGGGCACACACUGUGUGGUGGGGUGAAUCUUUUUAUAACACAUCGGCUUUUAUUUUAUGAACAAUAAAAGUUACUCUCAGUUAGGCUUGAUGCUGAUAUGAUUGAAGGCUGGGCGCGAUGUAGCGGUUUGUCAGGAGGCUUCAAACCCGCCUCAGAUUCUGCUCUUUCCCUGUGAUUAGGUUGACCGAAAGUUCGGCAAAAUUUUCAUUAUGGCGACCGCCAUUGAUGAGGCUCCAGAGCCCCCCCCGCAGUAAUCUCUGGGUGAGGUCACUCAAGUCUAUGCUUGAGACACGUGGGAGCACACUGCCACAGUUCUAUUCAAACACAUCUUGUUACAGGUAGGGAAAAAAAGUAAAAAAAAAAAAAGCUGCAAGAGAUUGAGGAGAAGGCGUCGUGGGGACAUUGGCUAACAAUGACGGCAGUGAUGGCUGUUCGUGUACUGUGUUUGCAGUUUAGUUGAGGUUGAACACAAUUCCAUCAGCCACACACAUUUCAGAAAGAGUGAAUCUGCCGGGGAACGUGACUCGAGACGUUGACCCACUUUUGAGUUUCCCUUGCUGUGCUCACUGAACUGACACACAGAUUCAAAGAAAAGUCAACACUCAAUAUUCACCGUCAGGAAACACACACACACACACACACACACACACACACACACACACACACACACACACACACACACACACACACACACACACACACACACACACACACACACACGAACUGUGCUCAUUCCCAACACACAACACACUCAUUGUUAGAGUAAAGCUGCUGAAUGCCCAAGACAGUCAAUAGAGUCAAAGAGGCUGUUGGAAGCACUAGAGGCUUGACAUUAUUCUGGAUCAAUUCACUUUCCUUGAACUCCCCCUGAAGCUGAUCAAUAUGUUUUCUGCCUUUUGCAGAACAACACUCUCAAUCCUCCAUGUCUUUAAAACCCUUUGUUGUUACCGAGGAAAAUAACUGAAUCAGUGUAAACAAAAUACAAUGAAACCAUUUCCAUCUUCAGUUCCUGUUUACACUUUACAACUUAAAGCAUGCUUCAACAAGAAGGUUUUUUUUAUUUUUUCAUCUGUUGUUAUUUUUUACGACUAUACCAUUUGCAUUGUGCAUUUCAAUCUAUACAUUUAUGUUUGUGUAUAUUUCCUAUUCUUUGGUUUCAAUUUCUGAACUUUUUCGGUGCAUUAAUAAAAUUGCAGAGACUUAAUAUGUGACCAGUCAUCAACAUCCAGUUUUCCACAUAACUGUGUAACAUUGCAGUGUGUGAACAUUGACACCUUAAUCUCUCAGAAUGGAUAAAUCUAUGGUGAGGAGCAUCAGAUUCAUUUGUUGAAUAUCAAAUCCCAAAGUAAAGGCAACCAACCCACAACCAAUGUUUAGUCUUGUUUAAACACCUCUACAGUUAUCUGGGCUAAAAAAAAAACUGCAAAAAAAAACUGCAUUACCCACAAUGCAACAAUAUGACCAGUACAUAGGAUAAACUAUCAUUAAUAUAUUUGUAAAUUAUAGCAAAUUGACUCUCAUAGUAUUGUUAGAGUUGACGCCAUUUGCUCUGGUAGAUUAUGUUAAUCGAUUGGUAUUGCGAUUUAAAAGUAAUGUCUUUGUUCUUCUCUGAUUUGUUCAUCCUUAUGUGCUGUAAAUAACAUCGAAGAGUUAUAGUGACACUUUAUUUUACCUUUCCAUAACCUGAAACUUCUGUCCAAAUCUUAGUUGCUUUGAAGUCUCCAGGAAGUGCAUGUGAAGUAUAUUUUAAUAAUAUAAAAAUAGUUUUUUUUUAAUUAAAUUUUUUGGUGGUCUUUUUUAUGGCUUUUUUUUAGAGACAGGACAGUGGAUAGAGUCAGAAAUAAGGGGAGAGUGGUGAAUGACACGUGGGAAGGAUGGCAGCCACAGGUUGGAUUUGAACCGUCCAUGAACUUCCUUUGAACUUAAUAGAAAAUGAGGGAGAUGAAACCCAAAGCAUGACCCAUGUUUUAUGUGCUACCUUUACCCCUCAAAGACACUCCCUGUUGUGUUAGAGAUUAAAGAUGGAUUAAAGUGAGAAUGAUUUGCUUUAACCUGAUAUUUUUUGCUUCAGUGUUAAAACUGUAAAUGUUCUGUAUUCACAAGUUGAAUGUGCAAUUUAAAGGGCUAAAAGGGCUUUCAAAUGAAAAUAACUAUGUGCAUAAGUAUAUCAUCCAUACCUCACUAAGAAACAUCUUGACAUAGUAAAGAGCCACGAUGUUCCAUGUUAAAGAACUUGAUAUGUUUAAGUAACAACAAGAGCAGCUCAACAAGAAGCCAAAAUCUAUUUUUUAAAUGCUCUUUCUGCUACAGAACUACGGUAAGCUUUUGUUCCUAUGUUUGUCUGUUAACUUUACUAAAUAAAUUAUUACUAAUGA
Messenger RNA from Labrus bergylta (ballan wrasse), 4726 nucleotides. Lineage: Eukaryota; Metazoa; Chordata; Actinopteri; Labriformes; Labridae. The record is from RefSeq and is a predicted model, not a curated record.